Messenger RNA from Podarcis raffonei (Aeolian wall lizard), 1058 nucleotides. It is a transcript of the gene RHOD, whose product is annotated as ras homolog family member D. Lineage: Eukaryota; Metazoa; Chordata; Lepidosauria; Squamata; Lacertidae. Bases 82 to 729 code for a protein of 215 amino acids. The record is from RefSeq and is a predicted model, not a curated record. The transcript is spliced from 5 exons. Gene Ontology annotation, biological process: small GTPase-mediated signal transduction; cell migration. Gene Ontology annotation, molecular function: GTP binding; GTPase activity.
AGAAAAGAAGUUAUCUCAUCUGCCGUUUUCUUGGAUCGUUGCAAAAGAUACCCCUUUGUAGAGCCCUGGGGGCUGGUAGAGAUGCAAAGAGGCUUAGAGACUCCAGACCAGUUAGGUGCCAACCGGGAGACUCCAGGAAUCCCUGAGAUCAAAGUUGUUGUCGUAGGAGAUGGUGGCUGCGGAAAGACAUCGCUGCUCAUGGUCUUUGCAAAAGGAGACUUCCCCAAGGUUUACAUCCCAACAGUAUUUGAGAAAUAUUCAGCCCCCUUCCACAUCAACGACAAGCAAGUGAAUAUCAGUCUCUGGGAUACAGCAGGGCAGGACGAUUACGACAGGCUCCGCCCCCUCUCCUAUAAUGGGGCUCAUGCAGUUAUCAUGUGCUAUGAUGUCACCAGCCCUGCCAGCUUCAAUAACAUCCUCACAAAGUGGUACCCUGAAGUGAACCAUUUCUGCAGAGGGAUUCCCCUCCUGCUUGUUGGAUGCAAGACAGACCUAAGAAAGGACAAGGUUCUGCUAAGGAGGUUGCAUCAGGACCAUCUGGAGCCCAUCACAUAUCAGAAGGGAGAGACUUUGGCCCGGAAUCUCCAUGCAGUUGCCUACCUUGAGUGCUCAGCUCGUUUCCAUGAGAACAUCAUCGACAUCUUCACAGAGGCUUCCAGAGCAGCCUUGAGUACCAUGAAGAAGAAGAAACGCAAGCGCAAACCCAAAAGGACUUGCCUGCUUUCCUGAUAGCCAGAGUAGAUCAACAUGUCAGCAGAUGGAUGGAACUAACAGUGGCGGCUUGGUGGGGUGUUUGGCAACUGCCCAGCACCCCACACUUUAGGGAGCCCCCAAGUCUUGUACAAAAUCCUGCUUGCCUCCUUUAUGAUCAGUCAUUCUCAGCAGGAUUAGCACGGAUUUCAGUUGAACAUAAACUUGGGAGAGGCUGGAAUUUCAGUGAAUUGAUUGAGGACUUUGCUUCCAAGGAGGCUCAAAACAGUUCAUUUCAUUAAACAGGGUACGAGAGAACUGACUUUUAAAUGAUCAAUCAUUAUACCAUUAUUUAUCAGUGAUCUGAC